CAGCAACAUGCGGUCCUCCUGCAACGUGAAUGGACGGGGAUGAGACCCCAUAAGCUGUCCUUCAAGGGUGUCACCAACUGUGUCAUUCGGCUGAUGCAGUCGGUCAAAUUCAAUGCAGAGAUUCCAUUCUCGGACGUGCUGUCCACCAGCCAAUCAAGAGACUCGAUGCCACAUCAAGGAAAAGUUUCCAAAACUAUGGUCAGUUCAUGUCCAAAAAUUAAUUUAUUCUUCUAGGGCAGCGGUUCUCAACCUGUGGAUUGCGACCCCUUUGGAGGUUGAACGAUCGUUACACAGGGGUCGCUUAAGACCAUUGGAAAACACAUUUAUGAAUCAGCAACGAGAAUAAUUUUAUUGUUGGGGGUCAUCACAACAUGAAGAACUAUAAAGGGUCGCAGCGUUAGGAAUGUUGAGAACCACUGUUCUAGGGCUUGCUAUACAUAAAUUAAAAGGUUGUACCCAUCUAACUUGUUAGAACCUUCAUGGUUUUAGAAGGAUUUAAACGAAAUUCUAGGUGAAUGUAGAUGAAGAUUAUAAGAAAAAGCUUUUUUAAACAAGAAACGUUCCUUAGGAUCUAAGACAUUUCUACUUCCUGCCUCAUUCAAGGUCAUAAAGACCAAGCAAGCUGUUAGACCCUCACUGUUAUAGGGUUGAUUUUUAUUUUACCAAUUUGAUCCGUAUGAAAAAAUCUAACCCCUUAUUUUAAUACCCAUUCUUAGAAUAAGAGCCCUUGUGGGCCCUGCAACACCAACGACUGCAGGGGACCUUGGUCAUUAAAGGGGUCUAAAUUUGAGAUGGGGGGGGGGGAAAUUGAAAGCAUUAUAUUUUAAAUAUUUUACGUGAGUAACUAAAUAUCAAAACUGGAAAGUGGCAAAAGGGGGGGGGCCUCCAAAAGUCAUGCGACCGCUCAGCUUAGACCAGUUUCUUGUAAUUUAGCUAUUUAAGUAGAAACUAUAUCAACUUGGUGAAUAUAGAAUCUGGCUAGCCCUUCCCUUCACACCUUCCCACAGUCAAAAUUUGCAAUGAAAAUAUGGUCCUCAGACUUAGGGCUGGAGCUAGACAUUUUUAGGUUGGCGGAAAAUAGGCAAUUGUCGCAAUAUGGAAAAUUAUGGGAAGAGUUUAGGAUUUUAAUUUUUUUCAUUGUAAAAAUUUUUGUCACAUUCGACGGUUUGAUCACGCUUUGUACCCAUCUUGAGCCAGCCGUGCUCAGACUAUUAAAUUUAAUUACUCUGUAGUGUAAUCUAAAGUUCUCUAUAUGAUUUUUUCUAUAUAAUUUUGCAGCAAACAUUUUAGUUCAGGCAAAGAAAAUGUUUUAGGUUUUAGCUCACUAAAUUAAACUGUGGAGAUGUUCUCUGCUCAUAGUAUAUUUUUGUUGAGUUGUCUGGACCAAAGAAAUUUAUUUUUAUCAUUGCAGGGUACAGAUGAGGUUGAAAAACAAGAAGGUGUCACAAUUUCUGUGCAGGAUUAUGUACGUUCAAAUUGUUAGUCUACCUAAUAUAGUUAAACUUUGAAGCAAAAUGAGUUAAACAAAGUGCAGUAAUCAAGUAAUUAGACAACGUUACAAUGUGCCUUUAACUAACACAAUAAGACAAAGUAUUUGAGCAAGUUCCCAACAGGAAAAGCUAAUUCAAGCACCAGGGACGAUUAUAUAAUUGUAUUAUUUAACUUGAGCACUUUUGAAAUGGAGUUUCAGUCAUAGUUUUACCACCUGAUUCCUAUACCCUAAGCUUUCAUUUGUUCUGAAAAUUUGAUUAGGACUUUUAAGAGAUUUUUUUGUCAAGAGUUUGAGUUGGGUAAUCCCUUUAGUUGUAAAACGUGGAAAAAAACGGUCUGUCCUCCCUGUCGCUCCACAGCUGUGUAAAGAGCUCAUUAUUUCAGCUCUGACCCAGGUGGUCUCUUGGUUUAAAUAACUUAUGGACAAUGGAAUAUUGCAGUUUACAGUUUACUUAAAAACUAUGGUAAAAUACACAUAUGGGAGUAUUCGUUGUUUUAUGUUUUUGGGAAAUGGAGGCCAAAUAGUUUAAUACUAAAUCUUUAUUGCAGCAAAAUGUAGGAACAGAAAAGCCCAACAAAGCAUUGAGGAACAGGUAUGAUAACUUACUCAGUAUUAAAAAUUUAUAGCAAUAUUUUGUUUGAACUAUUUAUAUUAUGGUUAUAUUCCGACUAAAUUCAGACAUUUAUUUUAGCCAGCAAGAUAAAUGUAUCUACAAUAAAUAGGCCUAUCUGUGAAACUCGAUUAAAACUGUAUUGGGACUGUAAUUUUUUUUAUAGCUUUUGGUAUGAGCUUCCUAAAUCAAUAAGAACUCUGUCAGAAUGAACAAAUCUAUAUUGUAUUUAUAGGAUGACAGUUCUAGAUUGUAUUUUUAGGAUGGUAUAUGCUAUGGUGGGCAUUAAUCUGCCUAAUAAGUGUAUGUUACAUCAAAGCUCCUCUGAUGAUUUUUUGGGGAUUCUUUGUUAACAAUUGCAUGCCCAAAGAGAUUUUUAUUGCCAUGUUGUUAUUAUUGCAAUGUCUUCAAAAAUAAAUCAAACAGGCAAGAAAUGGUAGAGUCACCAGUGGACAGGGUCAACAAGUACCUGGCGCAGGCUUUGACUGCCAGAAGUAUUGAGAGAGAGAAAUCCAACAACAUUCACUUUCUCACCCUGAAUUUUACCAACAAAGACAAAGAGAAUGGAGUAAGUGGGGAGAUGGGUAUAAUAAUAGACAAGUGUUCACAAGCAAAUGGUAGAUUUUGACACAUUUUUAUAUACAAUUGGUUAGAUGUUUAUAUACAGAGGUAGAGAUCUUUAUAAAAAAAAUUGGCAGAUCACUAUAGAUAAAGUGGGAGAUAUUCAUAGUUUUCAUAAAUUCACUUCCGUAGAACUUAAAGUAUUUUAUCGGUUUAUGUUUCAUUAUGAAUAAAGUACUUAAAUGUAGAAAACAACUUCAGUUGAUUUGGAUAAGAUUUUUUGGGUAUAUUAUUAAUUAGUUUAUCAAAUGACUUUCAAAUAAAUUUUAAUUUUACACAUGUUUACACACUUUGGCCUCAUUUAAUUCAAAAUAUAAUUUUAGAAUUAUAGAAAAUGUCAAUGUAACCUACAUGAACAUGUAGCUCAUGAUUUACCACCAACACUGGAUAUUACUAUGAACUAAGAUCAUUUCUAAUCAAUUUUUAAUUAAUUUGAAGUAAGAAUAAUAAAUGUUUAGGAUCCAUUCUAAUUCUAGAUAAAUAUUUUUUUCUUAAGUAUCUGUCAACAAACUAAUUUAAUGUUUGAAUCAUUUCUGCCUCCAGUACCAGGCAACAGAAGACAUCACUUUUGGUUGUAGCUUGGUGUGCACACUUAUAAUGUUGGUACUGAUGGUAGGCCUUCAGGUAGGUCAACAAGAUAUGGUCACCAAAAUGAAAUUAAAUCAGAGCGUUACCAUAUAUUAAAACUAUAGAAGUAAAUUAUAUAAACUUCAGAAAAUUUGAAAGCCUUCCAAACUUUUACUCAUAAAUUUUGUUGUAAUUUCUUUAGAUUGGUAGUUUUCAACCUUUUUCUAAUGGAGGCAUUCCUGCUACAUUUUCCUUAUUCAGUUAAUACAUAUUUAAAUAAGCAGCAGCUACCCCUACAAACAUCAAUGUCUUUACUGUCAUAGACCUAAUGAAAUCUUUAGAGCAGUUAAGUCAGAGCAGACUUUUCAGACUCCAGGGACUAAUUGGCUUUGGUUGCUAUCAUCCAAUUGAUAUUUGAGGAACAUCGGAGAACUACUACGCAGGCAGACAGGGAAUGAAACAAGACUGCAUUCAUGUACCCAUGCCACAUAAUUUGGAUAUACCUUCAAUGUUCAACUAGGCAGUCUACAUCCACACCAGGUUUGACAAAAACCUAUUCAAAUUAGCCCACAUCCGUGCCAAGACCAAGUCUCAUAGGUCCUCAUUCAGCUAGAGAAAAUGGCCCAAGAAGCAGUUGCACUUUAGUUCACAGUUUUGCUACACUCUGGGAGUAUCAUUGCAGCACUCCAGUUAAAAACCAAUGGUCCAGAAAACUCAGCAAAAAUCAUCGGUUAAUUUUGUCUUAGUUAAAUUAGAGAAAACCUGCCAGAUCUUUUAUUCUUUCUCUAAAGAAAUAUUUCCUGGUCAUCUUCAACAGGUGGUCAUUCUACCCAGGACUUACCUCCUCCUGAUUUUGUUUAUUGUUGCCUUUGCUUGGCCAUCCACUAUUCUUAUUUUUAUUCUUAGCACAAAACUUAAAGUAAGUAAUUUAGUAAUUUCUAUUAAUUUUUGUGUGUCUGUUCUCUAUUCCUUGAUUUUUCCUUAAAUAUAUUUUUAAAAAAAUAGAACAUAUUUUAUAAAAAUGAAUUUGAGGUAAAUAUUUAAUAUCCACUCAGAAACAGCUCAAAUUUUUUCUUUUAGUUUAGAGGGAAUGCAGAGUUGUCUUCCAGUUGAUUUAUUUUGCCAUCCUCUAUUUCUAACAGUGCACCAAUGUUGACCUUAGCAAGUGGACCAGACUACGUGUGUUCCUGACUAUAACAACUGUUUCUAUACCUUACCUCAUGGUCCAAGUUAAUGUAGUGAGUGGUUAUUCCUCUUAACUGGUCCUUUAAUCCGAUAAACCAAUAACUUAGUAUUAAUUAAUAAGAAUGCUGAGCUAACAUAGUAUCAAUUACUAAGAAUUGAGAGCUCUUGUGAAAUCUCCAAACACUCAAACUAAAAAGUUCUGUAAGAUCACACAUUUUAAAUAUACAUUGCUCUCUUUAAUUGUUUAAACACCUCUAUGCAUUUCUAUAUAUAUUUUUAGCUUUAUGUAACUCUCCCCAUAUUUGUGUGUUUCGUUUUCUUCAUCAACCAGCUGUGUUGCAGUGGUGGACAUGGCCUGUCAUUUCUGGACAGUUUGAGUCUGAUGAAUCAAGACAGACAUUUGACCUGCAGUGACCCCAACUACAUUAUUGUGUCUGGCAUCUUGUGCUUCUUUCUCUUAGCCCUGUUCAUCAAGAUAAACCCAUUAAUAAAGGUCAUUUGCAUGGUCAUCAUCACUGCUGGACACAUUGUGGUCAUGGAGUUCACUCACAAGAGUUUGUUUGCCCAAUUUGAUGAUGUGACCCAGUGAGUUCUGUUACAAUCAUGUCCUAAGUAAGAUAAGAUAAGAUAAGAUGAUUUGAGGUAAGAUAAGAUAGGAUGAGAUAAAAUGAGACAAGAUAAGAUGAGAUAUGAUAAGGCAGAUAAGAGGAUAUGAGAUGAGACAAGAUAGAUAUGAUGAAAAAAGAUACAAAAAUAUGAGAUAAGAUGAGAUCAGAUAAGAUAAUAUAAGAUCAUAUGAGAUGAGAUAGGAUGAGAUAAGAUGAUAAGAUAAGAUUCUUUUAUUGAUCCAAAUAAAUGGAAAUGGUUUUUGAUAGCAUUGUACAUAUUUAUUAAAUCAUAUUAUUUGGCAUAAAAUAUCAUAUGGUAAUCAACAUAACCAACAAUGGUAGACCAUUAACAUUUUUGUUUAAGAAAAAUUUGGUAACAAAUUCUGAAAGGCAAAAGGAUGAAACUACAGCAACACAUCCAGAUAUCAGCAUCAGAUAGAAUGACAAUGUAAACGUCAGAUCUACAUUAACAUAAGUUCACCUGACUCUUUAGGGGAGGAAUAUGUUUUAAAGACACUUUUUCACCUGCCUUUCAUUUCACUGUCGGACUAUGGAGCCUAUUUUUUAAAUUAAAGAUUAUUUUUUAAAAUUAAAAAAAUGAAUGAAAAAACUUGAAAUUGGAUCCCAAGUCAGCGCAGAGAUGCAUUUGAAUGUCCAUUAUUUCAUAGUUUAACCAAAUGUGAAUUACCUUCCAUUUAUAGAACAGACUUUCAAGUUAUUAAAUGAGACUCUUAUUACUUAUUUUGAUGUGGCUAAUGUGUACAUGAUUUUAUAAUGAUUCUUUUACUACUUCAUCCAGUGCCUUUAUGCCCACUGAUGUGUAUGGCAUCCUGGCUUUUGUCAUGUUUCUCCUAGGAUUCUCACUCCAGAACAGAGAACAGGAGUGGACACUAAGACUAGAUUAUCUAUGGAAAUCACAAGUAAGUCAUCAUAAGGGUCAGAUAAAGUAAGAUAAAGUUUGGUGUGUAUAGUCUAUUUGUAAGAUGAACAAAUUUUUCACCCAUUUUUUUUCCUUAAGAUUUUUUUGGACUUUGAAUUCAUAUGAUUAUUCAAUCAGCCAUUUUGAAAUGAUGAAAUGUACAAGUGUUGCAUUAUUUUUAGGGUGAAGUAAGAAUUUUUUUUGUUUUUUUGUGUAGGAAAGUAAAGAUUAUGUUUAAAUUCUUUGUGUUUAUUUUUUAAAUUUUGUUUUUAUGCUGUUUCCAUACCAUAGACCUUGGGAUUAGUUAAAUCUUACUCUGAACUGCAUCAAAGUCAAAUCCUUUCUUUUAGUUUCAGCCAAAUCUUUAACAGUCAAUCAAAUGUGUAUGCAAUCAUAAAAGCUCCAUUGAAGUUAAAGAUAAAUUUAAAAAAAUAACUGUUUAAAAGGGUGUUCCAAGAAGUCUAUUUUAACAAGAAGCAGAGUUCCAAGAAAACUUUUUUAACAAGAGGCAGAGUUCCAAGAACCCUAUUCUAACAAGAGCCUGAGGUUCUUUAAAAAAAUAAUUGAAUGUAUUUUCUUUUCUUGUAAAUGAAUCCCUUUAUAUUAUUUCACUAAAUUAUCCAAGGCUAAGUGUAAAAUUACUUUACCUCAACAGCACACCCUGGUGAGUUACCUCUCAGCAUAAGGACUAACCAUUGUAGUCAGCAACUUCAAUAUAUUUAUUAAGACCAAAUUGCAUUCAAUUGUCUUGAUGAUGUUAACAUUUUUUUUUAAUUAUAAACUUUUUGCUGAACCUGAAAUCAAGUUAUCUCAGAUAUUUGCAUGAAAGCUUAGAUGUCAUAUACUGAAAGUACUAUUUUGAAACAUCAGGAAGUUAAAAUUAAUUUUCUCAGCCUUAAAAUCUAUCUUUGUAACCAACAAUAUAUUUAUAUUAAUAUAAUAAUUUAAGUUUUUAUUUGACUGUUCAGUCAUUCAUAUGUUGCAAGUUAAACAAAAAAUUGCAGAAUGAGAUUUGUGUGAUUUCUCUGCUCCUUUUAGACACAUAAAUAAUUUUCUUGAUUUUUCUAUAUCUGUUGUCCCACCAUUGUUUACCUUAAAGUCAUACAGACACAUAGCUUUCAUCUGUGUCAUCUAACAAACCAAGAACCCAGAGAUAAAACAGAAAUAUACUUGCUUGAAAUCAUCUAUCUAUCUUGAAUGUGAUUAGCAAGCAUAAUGUGUAACUUAAUCCAUAUAAUCUAAUUUAAAAAAAAAAAUGUCUUUCAUUAAAAACGUUGCUAACAAAUGUAUAUUACUUGCAUAAAAUGUACUCCCUUGUUGUAAAUAUUGACUUUUUUCUGUUUAAAUUAAAUAAUACAGUUUUAAUAGACCGCUUGCUACAUAAAUGCUAAAAGCAUCUGAAAUGUCUAAAAAAAAAAUCAUAGUAAUAUUGGGAAAACUUGUAAUAAAUUGUUUAUGCAGGAAUGUCCAACCUAUCCUUUUUGGUUGAUUUUAACAGUUUACUCUCUGUUUGACUUGAUAUAUCCCAUAUGGAAUGACAGCAUGAUCAAUUUCUUUAAUGUAAACAGCUAAUGAAAUCUUGCUCUACAGUGAUGCCAAAAAACUAAUUUAUGAUCUGAUCUGACUUCAAGUAUUUACUUCCUAUGCCAUUCGCAGUUUUUUUACCAUUCUUUGUUCUACAGAUGCACUGUUUCUCCAUUUCUUAUUUAAUAAAUGUUUAAGAACAAGGCUUUAAAAAAAAACGCUCGGGGAAGUUUGUUAGUUUUAAUUCCUCAAAAUUAAAAUUAAAAUUUUCGUUCUUGUCAGAAAUUAACUGCAUAAAAUUUUGAAUAUUUUAUGAAACAUCAACUAUUAAUUCAAGGUGAGAUCUUCAAAUAUUUUAGCAUUAUUGAGCAUUAUUGAGAAGCAUGAAGAUGGUUUCUAUUCGGCUAGAUUAUUUGUACUUUACUCCAUAAUCAAAAAUGUGUCAAUAAUCACCAUUGAUAAUGGAUGAGAGUUAAUGCUUACCUUUUAAAUGAGAUCUUGUAUUGGUCUGUCCUUUCAACUUACUUUGAUUUUAAACAAAAUCUCAAAGAUGUCAGCUCAACAACAUGUCUCAUGUCAUGGAAGUUCUGGUACUGAAUAUGACUAAAUUUUAUCAUGACAUUUAGUAUUAUAUGCAAUACAAAAAUAUGAGUAAGCUUAUGGUUCAUGCAGUUUAUUGUUUUGUUUAAAUCCAGACUUUAUGGUCUGGCUUUACAAUCUUCAUGGCACUAAUGGAUCGGUCAUUGUCAGGUGCUUAAAAAGUUUUAUUCUGUUGCCCUGAACAAUGUUACGUUGCCAAUAACCAAUUGUUUAUUUUGGAUGUCUAUUGCAUAUUUAUAUUCUCCUUAUUGGUAGAAAUAAAUAAGUCCUGUAUUAAAAUUUGUGUGAUCUGUUUUGCUUUCAGGCAACAGAGGAAAAAUCUGGAAUGCAGGAACUGCAACGUCAGAACUCUAGAAUUUUAUGCAAUCUGUUACCUGAACACGUGGCCAACCAUUUUCUCAACCUACAGACAAACAGUCACAUGGUAAUUGAAUGAAAGAAAUGGGAGGAGGGUAGGGGCUGAGUAUGAAAGAAUUUGAAGAGAUUUAAUAAUUUUGUUUUGCUAUUAUCUAAGUACAGGAGUGCCUGAUACCAAAACACAAUAGCAUGGCAAAUCUGGGGCACCUCACUUGUUUUUAUGAAUAGUUUUACAUUUUCACACAUGUAUUGAAAAUUUUUCCCCGGGGAUUUGGGGUACUCUUCGGGCUUAAAGUUAAUAUUGUUUACAUCUAACCAAAAAUGAUUGGUAAGAUCUGUUUAUAAAUGACAAUUAAUCAAAUACAUGUUAUAUGACUUAGAUUUAUAUUAAUCAUGCUGUUGUUAAUUAUGAGAUUAACAAAAAAUAUUUAUCAUCCAUUCGUUCCCCAUUAGAUUGUUUAAUCAAUUAUGAAACUCUUGGUCAAGCUAAAUAAGCUUUGUUAAAGUAAUUUCUUUUCUUAUGGUGUUAAUUACAAAAUUUGUUGUACCUCUCAGGAAUUAUACAGUCAACAAUAUAACAAAGUGGCCGUAUUCUUUGCUUCAAUUCCAAACUUCUCAAACUUCUAUGUUGAGUUGGCUGCAAAUAAUCAAGGAGUUGAAUGUCUGCGAGUUCUCAAUGAAAUUAUAGCUGACUUUGAUGAGGUAGUGUUGUAUUUUCAUUCAUCAUUUCAUAGUAAAUCAUAAUAAUAAGAUAAGAUGAGAUAGAUAAGAUUUUUUUAUUGAUCCAAAUUAAUGGAAAUUUUUGUUGACUAAAAUGUACAUAUUCAUUUUCAGAACAUCCCCAAUAUUCUUACAAAAAUAAACAUUUUUUUAUUAGAACAGUUUAACAUAAGACAUCUCAAGUAUUUCUCAUUAUUGACAUUAAGAGUGAUUGCUUCGAUUUUGCAACAGCAGGGAGAGCACAUUGGUAAAUUCUGAUAGUUUACGGAACACAUGAAUUUUCAUAUAUUUUGGUGCUAACUUAAAGGGAAAGAAUUUGCCUGAUCGAGCUGAUCAAGCCGAUCUUAGGUACUUGUGGUGAACAGGGUCGGAUGUAUUCACCAACAUUUUUGUAGUUUUACAAAUUCAUAUUUGCUUAAAAUAAUUCUUCAAGCAAAGCUAGUUUUGUUUGAGCUAUAUAACUUGCUUUCUUGUCUGUUUAAUUAGUGUUUGAUGAGAUGCAAUAAAUUACAACACCAGGUGGUAAUGUUAAAGACCAGUAGGCUUCCAAUUGUUGCACUGUAGAAAAUGUUAAUAUUUUGUUUAUUUAUUAUCACCAAAAUUGUGUAACUUUUUAAGAAAGAAAAUCUUUGGUGAACUUUUUUUUUUGUUUUAAAUAGAAUGAGGUAGUGAUCAUGUCAUGUUAGCAUAGGAUUAAUGGUGACACCUAGGUACAUGCAUGUCUCUACUUGUAGAAUGAGGUAGUGAUCAUGUCAUGUUAGCAUAGGAUUAAUGGUGACACCUAGGUACAUGCAUGUCUCUACUUGUAGAAUGAGGUAGUGAUCAUGUCAUGUUAGCAUAGGAUUAAUGGUGACACCUUGGUACAUGCAUGUCUCUACUUGUAGAAUGAGGUAGUGAUCAUGUCAUGUUAGCAUAGGAUUAAUGGUGACACCUUGGUACAUGCAUGUCUCUACUUGUAGAAUGAGGUAGUGAUCAUGUCAUGUUAGCAUAGGAUUAAUGGUGACACCUAGGUACAUGCAUGUCUCUACUUGUAGAAUGAGGUAGUGAUCAUGUCAUGUUAGCAUAGGAUUAAUGGUGACACCUAGGUACAUGCAUGUCUAUACUUGUAGAAUGAGGUAGUGAUCAUGUCAUGUUAGCAUAGGAUUAAUGGUGACACCUAGGUACAUGCAUGCCUCUAAUUGUAGAAUGAGGUAGUGAUCAUGUCAUGUUAGCAUAGGAUUAAUGGUGACACCUAGGUACAUGCAUGUCUCUACUUGUAGAAUGAGGUAGUGAUCAUGUCAUGUUAGCAUUGUAUUAAUGGUGACACCUAGGUACAUGCAUGUCUCUACUUGUAGAAUGAGGUAGUGAUCAUGUCAUGUUAGCAUAGGAUUAAUGGUGACACCUAGGUACAUGCAUGUCUCUACUUGUAGAAUGAGGUAGUGAUCAUGUCAUGUUAGCAUCGGACUAAUGGUGACACCUAGGCACUUGCAUGUCUCUACUUGUAGAAUGAGGUAGUGAUCAUGUCAUGUUAGCAUAGGAUUAAUGGUGACACCUAGGUACAUGCAUGUCUCUACUUGUAGAAUGAGGUAGUGAUCAUGUCAUGUUAGCAUAGGAUUAAUGGUGACACCUAGGUACAUGCAUGUUUCUACUUGUAGAAUGAGGUAGUGAUCAUGUCAUGUUAGCAUAGGAUUAAUGGUGACACCUGGGCACAUGCAUGUCUCUACUUGUAGAAUGAGGUAGUGAUCAUGUCAUGUUAGCAUAGGAUUAAUGGUGACACCUAGGCACAUGCAUGUCUCUACUUGUAGAAUGAGGUAGUGAUCAUGUCAUGUUAGCAUAGGAUUAAUGGUGACACCUAGGUACAUGCAUGUCUCUACUUGUAGAAUGAGGUAGUGAUCAUGUCAUGUUAGCAUAGGAUUAAUGGUGACACCUAGGUACAUGCAUGUCUCUACUUGUAGAAUGAGGUAGUGAUCAUGUCAUGUUAGCAUAGGAUUAAUGGUGACACCUAGGUACAUGCAUGUUUCUACUUGUAGAAUGAGGUAGUGAUCAUGUCAUGUUAGCAUAGGAUUAAUGGUGACACCUGGGCACAUGCAUGUCUCUACUUGUAGAAUGAGGUAGUGAUCAUGUCAUGUUAGCAUAGGAUUAAUGGUGACACCUAGGCACAUGCAUGUCUCUACUUGUAGAAUGAGGUAGUGAUCAUGUCAUGUUAGCAUAGGAUUAAUGGUGACACCUAGGUACAUGCAUGUCUCUACUUGUAGAAUGAGGUAGUGAUCAUGUCAUGUUAGCAUAGGAUUAAUGGUGACACCUUGGUACAUGCAUGUCUCUACUUGUAGAAUGAGGUAGUGAUCAUGUCAUGUUAGCAUAGGAUUAAUGGUGACACUGUCACAGAUGAGAUGGUAUUAGGAGGUAAUGGCCGUACUUAUGGUCAUGUACCACGUGGUUUUGGUGGUGUUAUGAAUAGUACUGGGCCGUUCCUUUCUGUGAUGGUUCACUAAUCCAGGCGUUGAGAAGUACGACCAAGAGAACACAGAACACGAAUGAAUGAAUAAACAACUCCUCAUUAACAGUUAUAAGUAAAAGAUGUAUUGAUCACUAUAAUAAGAUUGUAAUGUCUCCUUUCUAACUGUUAACACUUUGCUUUCUAUCCCUAAUUCUAUCUCUGACUACGGCUAGUAAUACUACGUCUGUUACAACAGAACGACCGUCCAUGAAUAUCUCCCUCUCCUUAUGCCACGAAGAGUUCUAUGUUAUAUACCAUUCUCUACCUCCCUAGGUGGUCCAGGAAUGCUGGCAAUUAACCCAUCUAUACCCCCCUCAUUUCCGGUCAAUUAGGAACUUCCGUCGUCAACCUUUAUGCCACGAAGAGUUCUAUGUUAUAUACCAUUCUCUACCUCCCUAGGUGGUCCAGGAAUGCUGGCAAUUAACCCAUCUAUACCCCCCUCAUUUCCGGUCAAUUAGGAACUUCCGUCGUCAACCCCAAAGUUGUCACACGAAGUCUGGGAAAUCCGAGACAUAAUGUUAUGGAAAGAAGCAUCCCCUUAAUCUAAAAGAUACGAGAAUGUAUUAGCCUUACCCCCAUGCGCCCAACAGUUCCCUCCCUAAGAUCACAGCAAUUUCCGUUCAUCCCAUAAGUUAUCUGAAGAACAAUGGAGCUCUGUUGUUAACCCCCGACCCAGUCAUUUGUGACAGACACCUAGGUACAUGCAUGUCUCUACUUGUAGGAUGAGGUAGUGAUCAUGUCAUGUUAGCAUAGGAUAAAUGCUGACACCUAGGUACAUGCAUGUCUCUACUUGUAGAAUGAGGUAGUGAUCAUGUCAUGUUAGCAUAGGAUUAAUGGUGACACCUAGGCAUAUGCAUGUCUCUACUUGUAGAAUGAGGUAGUGAUCAUGUCAUGUUAGCAUAGGAUUAAUGGUGACACCUAGGUACAUGCAUGUCUCUACUUGUAGAAUGAGGUAGUGAUCAUGUCAUGUUAGCAUAGGAUUAAUGGUGACACCUAGGUACAUGCAUGUCUCUACUUGUAGAAUGAGGUAGUGAUCAUGUCAUGUUAGCAUAGGAUUAAUGGUGACACCUAGGUACAUGCAUGUCUCUACUUGUAGAAUGAGGUAGUGAUCAUGUCAUGUUAGCAUAGGAUUAAUGGUGACACCUAGGUACAUGCAUGUCUCUACUUGCUCUAUGUAGUGACACCUAGGCACAUACAUGUUUCUACUUGCUCUAUAUGGUGACACCUAGGCACAUACAUGUUUCUACUUGCUCAAUAUGGUGACACCUGGGCACAUAUUUCGCUACUUGCUCUAUAUGGUGACACCUGGGCUCAUAUGUCGCUACUUGCUCUUUAUGGUGAAACCUGGGCACAUAUGUGGCUACUUGCUCUAUAUGGUGACACCUGGGCACAUAUGUCGCUACUUGCUCUAUAUGGUAACACCUGGGCACAUAUGUCGCUACUUGCUCUAUAUGGUGACACCUGGGCACAUAUGUGGCUACUUGCUCUAUAUGGUAACACCUGGGCACAUAUGUGGCUACUUGCUCUAUAUGGUGACACCUGGUCACAUAUGUGGCUACUUGCUCUAUAUGGUGACACCUGGGCACAUAUGUGGCUACUUGCUCUAUAUGGUGACACCUGGGCACAUAUGUCACUACUUGCUCUAUAUGGUGACACCUGGGCACAUAUUUCCCUACUUGCUCUAUAUGGUGACACCUGGGCACAUAUUUUGCUACUUGCUCUAUAUGGUGACACCUGGGCACUUAUGUCACUACUUGCUCUAUAUGGUGACACCUGGGCACUUAUGUCACUACUUGCUCUAUAUGGUAACACCUGGGCACAUAUGUCACUACUUUCUCUAUAUGGUGACACCCGGGCACAUAUGUCGCUACUUGCUCUAUAUGGUAACACCUGGGCACUUAUGUCGCUACUUGCUCUAUAUGGUGACACCUGGGCACAUAUGUCUCUACUUGCUCUAUAUGGUAACACCUGGGCACAUAUGUCGCUACUUGCUCUAUAUGGUAACACCUGGGCACAUAUGUCGCUACUUGCUCUAUAUGGUGACACCUGGGCACAUAUGUCGCUACUUGCUCUAUAUGGUAACACCUGGGCACAUAUGUCGCUACUUGCUCUAUAUGGUGACACCCGGGCACCCAUUUCUCUGCUUGCUCUAUAUGGUGACACCCGGGAACCCAUUUCUCUGCUUGCUCUAUAUGGUGACACCUGGGUACAUGCAUGUCUCUACUAGCUCUUUACUGUGCUUUUUUUAUUGUUAGAUCUGCAAUAUGAUUAGUCCCCCUCCAGAAAUCGGCAGCCAUUUCUUCGGUUUUUGAGACACUGAACUGAAGUAAAUGUUUGUCACACCAGUGGAUGAAGCUUGUAACUAAGUUACUAUAUGAAAUUUCCCAAUGAUGGUAUUUUUAAAAUCAAUAUUUUAAAAACUUUUCAAUUCUUACCACAUUGAAUUGUAAAUAAAAACUUUUCAACUGUUUUAAAAAUUUUUUUUUUUAGUUACUUGAUGUUCCUUACUUCUAUGGAGUUGAAAAAAUUAAAACAAUUGGGAGUUGUUACAUGGCAGCUACAGGACUUAAACCCUCUCACUUGGUCAAGGUAGGCCACUUAUUUCCAUUUGGAUUAAGUUAAGAUUGGUCAUAUGAUGUUCCUGUCAAAUGGUUCAGUCUGAAUAAGGUCAAUGUCGAUUCAUGGCCAUUAAGACAUUUAACUCCAUUUUGCAAAAUUAAGAAAAUAAAGUUCUGGGAAUUUUUUGCACAUAAUUUAUGAAAAUCUGAUAAAGGCUUCUUUUUGGCUUAUAAUUUUACUUCAAUAAUAUUAAGCCUACAUUAAGUUCAAUAAUUGUUUACCCAUACAUUUUUAUGUAUACCUGGUAUAUGUGUUUGGUUUAUUUUUAAAAAUCAGCAGCAUAAAAGAAUAUAAUUACAAGAAUAUUAUAAAUUAAGGAAAACUACAACAGAUAAAUCAAUGUUUUCUAUAAGGUUGAAUUCUGUCUGUGAAGGCUAAUGAAAAUUAAAGAAACUAUCUUUAAAAAAUUUUUGCUUUUAUCAAACCCCACUCCCUUUUAAAAAUGCUUAAAAUGAGAUCGUGAUAUUUAAAUUUGAUUUUUGAUGUUUCCAGGUGAGAGAUGAGUCCAUAACAUUUUACAUCACGAUGUUGGUAGAUUUUGUUAUGGCCAUGAAGGAGAAAUUGAAAAACAUCAAUGAAAACUCUUACAACAAUUUUGAGCUACGAGUUGGUAAGCUUGAGGGAGCGAAUGCGUUAGGCGCUUAAAUUGUUUAGUUAAUGGUAUACCUUUGUCAAGUCAUACAUUUGAACUUGAACUUAAAUAAGAAAAAUAAGACCAAUAUUUUUUCCUUACUGGAAGGUAUUAACGUUGGACCAGUAGUGGCUGGAGUCAUCGGAGCUCGCAAGCCUCAGUAUGAUAUAUGGGGGAAUACAGUUAAUGUUGCCAGUCGAAUGGAAAGCACUGGAGUUUCAGGGAGGGUUCAGGUAAGCUGUUCUGUCACUGUUCAGGUAAGCUGUUCUAUCACUGUUCAGGUAAGUUGUUCUAUCACUGUUGAGGUAAGCUGUUCUGUCACUGUUCAGGUAAGCUGUUCUAUCACUGUUGAGGUAAGCUGUUCUGUCACUGUUCAGGUAAGCUGUUCUAUCACUGUUGAGGUAAGCUGUUCUGUCACUGUUCAGGUAAGCUGUUCUAUCACUGUUGAGGUAAGCUGUUCUGUCACUGUUCAGGUAAGCUGUUCUAUCACUGUUCAGGUAAGCUGUUCUAUCACUGUUCAGGUAAGCUGUUCUAUCACUGUGCAGUCUGGCAGGUAAAUGGUUAAGUUGUUUUCCCUAAACAAUUUCCUUAAUAUGGUUUAUAUGCUUCUUCAUACAAUCUUUUAGCUGGCAUAAAAUUAUUUGCUAAUAUUGACGAGUAUACAUGGGCAUUUUUUUCCUUUUAAAUUGAAUAAUUCAUUACUGAGUGUUAAAAUCAGGACGGCUUGAUCUCGGGGCAUCAUUAUAAGAGGGUCUGAAAAAUAUCAAAAAAAUAUAAUUUUAAAAUGUUGCCACUCCAGGUCACAGAAGAAGUUUAUGCAGUUCUUAAGAAUGUCUUCACAUUUGAAUGCCGAGGUAAAGUUCCUGUCAAAGGUAAAGGUGACAUGAUCACAUACCUGUUGAAGGACCGCAUUGUGCCAAGAGAUCCCAACUGUAUCUACCCACCUCCUACACCACCAGAAAGCCCACAAGUGGACAGCCCCCAUCCCAGUGGAACUCCAACUUGCAGGUCAGUAAAAUAAAUGGUUUUUACUUUCAUCGUGUUGUUAAAAAGCCAUGUUGUGCCUGAACUGUAUCAUUAAGGACCUAUCAUAAUCUGCUUAUCUUGUUAUACUAAACUCAAUUGGAUCAUUAGUAAGGCUGAUAUCAAUAGAUUUACCAGAUAAAUUAUUUGUAAAGAAAUCAUUUGCAACAUAAUUUAUUCGUUUGAAACUUUCUUUGCCAUGUCGUUUCUGUCAUUUCUCCAGAUCACUCGAGAGUUUACCUCCAACAAUGAUCAGCAAUGACUCACCUGUAUCACCCUCUCUAAGAACUCUGGGUAAGUCUGCCAGUGCAGAGCAUCCGGUAUUUACAUCCAGCACUGAAAGAAUCCAGCACCAAACAUCCACCAUGGAGAGGCAGCGUGGCGCCUCAACUCCAACGGGCAGUCUCAAUAAAAAGCGUCAAAAUUCCAUGGACAGCCCCAGCAUGCACAGAAACCCGCUACGGAAACUCAGCAGUUCCUCUGCCGGUAACACAGCUCAAGGUAAUGUAGGGGGUCCGGAGUUGCCAGCCGUACACUUUUUUAAUGCAAAGAUGCAAAACCAGCAAGCCAGACCUGUGUCUGUGCAAGUACAAAACUCCAUCUUUGAUAGCCUGAAAGCCAAAGUUUCUUCACCCACAAGUCCAGGCAGCCCCACCAGUCCUAAGUCAACAGUCAGUGACGGUGCAAGAGCCACCAAAGUACUUGGGGAUGGCGGCAAGGCCGUCACCAUGGCCGGCAGCAACACAUCCCGUGGGCAAACUACCUCCCUGCACUCUUUAAGAAAAGUCAGCUCUGAGCCAAACUGUAAACCUCCUGCUAUACCACUGACUGGCAGCAGCCCCCCUCAUUCAAGGACAAAUGCCCCUCCCAUCUAUCAAUGUGUUUCUCCUCCAACAAAACCACAUCUUAAGAGAGUAACCGAGGAUGCAAUACUAGAAGAUAUGACAAGCUUUAAUUCUCAUGGAAAAUGUCCGAACAAGGCUUACUUGCCCAGUGAUGCAACAUUACACAAUGGAAUUGUGCUAGGCCAGAGCAAUAAGCAGGAAAGUUACUACGCACAACUUUCCGAGUGCCUAACCAGACCACUAAAACCAUCACCGGAAGAUGUAUCUAGAAACAGUAAUGACCGAUUUGUUACUGGGGUUUAUCGUGAACCCAUUGAUAAGUGCCCCUCAUCGACCUCGUCCCAAAGGAGCCGGGAGUCAUUUGAAAGGUGCCAAUCAACCACACCGUCUCUUAGAAGCACCGCCUCCUCAGAGCAGACGGUCAUCAUUCAUGAUGAUGUUUCAGAAUAUUCACCUGAACAUAAAAAGGGAGACAAGCAAGCAUCAGCGGCUGUUGAGGAUAUGACCAGCCCAUCUUCUAACUCCACUGUCACCCCCACUGGAGGGUUAGUAGCCAGUAUUGAUGGGAAAACAAUGUCACUUUUCUAUGACCCCAGAAACAAUACCGAAAACGGCAUGGUCCCCAGUGCACCCAAACCUUGGGCUGCCCAGGUCAAGCCAUGGGCCAUUCAAAGAAAUGGUUUAAGAUAUGGGCAAAACGAAGCCCAUCAAAUCAAGAGCAGUUAUCGCAAAUCCUACCCAUCUGUGCCUACCCACAAGCUCGGGGCAUCGCUGUCUCCGCUAAAGAAGCGAAGAGAGGCUUUUAACAUGAACUUUGUGUCCGAUGAUGAGAAAGACUCGAUAUCCUCACAUCCUCCAAGUGACCAUUCUUCCAUUGUGUUUUUGAAUCCAAUAGAACUGAAGCCGUCAAGAAAUGCACUAAUUCGCCACUUACCUCACCAAGAUGACAAGCAUAGUGUACUGAGCUAUGUUUUCACAUCCCCUUACAGCACUCUAGAUCGCUUCAGAUCUAGAUCUAGUGAUACCAUCAACAGCAUUCCCCAUUGCCCCCCUACACCAAAAUUUCCCAUCCCAGAGGCCUCAGCUUCAUUGACCCAAUUAUUGCAAGAGCUAACGCAAGAGUAUGACCAGCCUGACCUUGACACCUUGUUGUACGAUGAACCAGAGAAUCGCCCAUCCCACCACAUGUCAGGUUACAACAAGCCUCCAAAAUCUCCAGAGACACGAGAAAAAGAUCACCUGAAAAGGAGAUUAAAUAGUGGCAUGGACAACCAGGGGGUACUCCCCUCCACCAGGAUGGCACCAAAUGUGCACAGGUUGUCAAUCAACCCGUUCCAAAUCAAGAGGAGACAACCGCACAGCAUACCUCCACGGCACUGCAGAAGUUUAGAUUACAUUCCAAGCGACCGUGAGGAUGCCACGUCUCCUGUUAGUUCAGCUUGCGCCAGUCCAAAGACCAGACACGCUUAUCUCAUGCCUCUCAUCUUCGGGGCCCAAACUGCAGCAUCCAGAGCAGAGCACACAAGUCUCAGCUCACUGGCCAGCAGCAGUGAAAUGUCCCAGUCAGACCCUCACAUCAAUGGCGACUCUGGCUCAGCUGCCUAUGAGUCAGAGUACGACAACUAUCGGCCCGGAACCGUCAGUGAUGAUGACCUGUUUGUCCCUGACCACAUGAGUGACAUGGACAUGUUUGAUGAUAUGAAUAUUGAUGAUGUGACAGUCAGUGACAACUUCAGCAUGGAUAUGCCUGUUCCACGUUUCAGUAAGAAAAUUACAGAGGUUUAGACAUGAGCACACAACUCAAAAUAAUGAGUUAUAUAAAGCUUAACUGAGAUUUAACAAACCUGGAGUUUUAAAAAGCCCAGACCAUUCGUAAAGGAACUUUUGAAAUUAAUCCAAUCAAAUAAAUGAAAGCAUAUCUUUAAAAAACAAUAUGGACAGAUAAGAGAAAUAGAGCAUUUGGAAAGACUUACAUUGUUUAUAAUUGAUAUUGAAAUUGGUCUUUUAAAUCACAUGUAGAAUCUGUUUAUGCACAAAACUUGAGUUUCAAUUACAUUUGAUUUCGGAAGAAUAUGUUUCUUUAUAUAUGAAUUUCUUUAUCUUAACA
Messenger RNA from Lymnaea stagnalis (great pond snail), 18904 nucleotides. NCBI's taxonomy places the organism in Eukaryota, Metazoa, Mollusca, Gastropoda, Lymnaeidae. The record is from the annotation of a GenBank genome assembly.